AUGGCGGCUGCUACUGCUAGAGUUGACGAAAUGGUGAAAGAUUACUUGCUGUAUCGAGGUUUUACCAACGCACACAGAUCGUUCGAAGCGGAACUGAAAAAUGAAAAAGAGAGAGGUUUAAGGGCUGACAAGUUGGUGGAACAGCUGUACACCUAUAUAGUAACCUAUGACCUUGCAUCAUUACGUGAGUUUUGGAACAACCUGAAUCAUCGUUUGUUCUCACGACUAGAGCAACGAUACAUGCCAAGUGUUCGCAAACUGGAAGUCGGCCUCCUAAAGUUCUACAUUGUGUAUGCAUCACAGAACAACCAUCAGGACAAAGUUAGAGAAUUCUUCGAAAAAAUGACACCAGAAAUUCAAAAUCAGUCAGAAUUUAAAGAUUGGUUUUCAUUUCCAUUCAUCAAAUCUCCAGAGGAAAAUUCAAGCUUUGUGAUGUACUUCACAAAGCCCUGGCAGGACACAUAUUUCUUGUCCCUUCACAACUUCCUCAGUGUCAUCAUACAGGCUAUGCCUGCUCCCACCCUUCUGAACUUUGAUAUUGAGCACAAAAGGAUGAAGAAUUUACAAGAGGAGAAUGAAAUGUUGAAACAAAAGCUUCAUGGCAUUACCACCAAACCAGAGACAGACAGCCAAAUGAGAAAUCAACAGCCAAACGAGCCCAUUAGCAGGGGAGCUAACUCUAUGGAUCUUAUCUAUGACUUUUCAGCAUUGGCAGAUGAAAGUUUUGAACAAGAAAAGCAACAGAAGACGUCACGGAGAUUCCCAAUCAAUUUCCCUGCACCCACACUCCUUGGGAAAAAAACAACCAAUAGAACAGGGGGAAACAGUAAUUCCAAGAAAACUGACCAAUCAGCAUCAAAGGCAGCAACUAAACCUGUUGCCAAGGCAAAAGUCUCAAGCAAACCUGUUAACAUACAGACCAAGCAGUUAAAGCCUUCUCAAGUCCAGAUAGGGGCAACCCCUCCCCAAGGACCAUCCAGAGGGGGAAAUGGGGGCUCUGAUCAAAUAAAACAUGAAGGGGACCAUGGUGACCAUACUGUGCAAAGGUCGCCAGCCAAGAGCACAACGGUUGGUACCGAGGACUCUCACGGAAGCCCUGGCUUGUCCAGCAGUGUACAACAGCGACGGAAAGCCAUCGACCAACAUAUAAAUGAAAGGGGACAACUACUGGGUAACUCUGACACAAAAACUGAGAAGAGGGAGGGUGAUGUUAGCCCUGUAAAGCGAGGAUUGAUAGGGAAAGCCACACCCCCAGUUACCAGAGCCCAAUCAGCAGGAACUUCAGACACACCCACUGUUACAACUCACCACACAACUAGAUCUGUGAGUGUUGUAGAGUCAUCCAGGACUUCCAGUCACACUAAACAAGUGGAGAUGGUCCAGUUUCCCACCGAAUCUAAGGCUCCUGCACCAGGUGCUGAAUCCUGUCCGUUUCUGCCACUGAGUCAAGAGGAAUAUUGUGAGCACAGAGCUGCAUUGUCCUAUUGUCGAUUCUCAAACACUGGUCAGUAUAUUGCCAGUGUGGACGUGGAUGGAGUGGUCAAAGUUUGGACAUGGAGUCCCCAGCCUACCACAGCAGCCACUGUCAUGUCUAAAUCAGCUUUUCUAUCCUUGGAAUGGGCCAGCAAGUCUGACAGAUGGUUGUUACUAGGCAACAGAUCUGGAAACAUUAGAUUGUUCGAUGUUAAAGAAAUGAAGUCCUUCUAUGAAGCAACAGCUGAUGCAAGCUACCCCAGGGUUAUAAACCUAUGUGCAAGUCCUGCGGGCGGAUCUUUUGUGUGUUCAGCAUCUGUCAAUAGAGCUCGGUCUGGAUCCUCAAGUGGAGAAAGUGGCCCUUCCCCAUCCAUAAGCAAGGUUGGAAAGCUGACUCUGUGGGAUCUACGUACCAUGAAAGUCAAUAAACAACUGCCUAUUGAUCCUGGCCCUAUGGCGGUCAACUGUUGUGCAUUCAACCAUAACGGUCAACUACUUCUGACAGGGGCUGCUGAUGGUCUCAUUAGAAUGUAUGACAUCCAGCAGUGCCGUUGUAUUUCACAAUGGGAGGCCCACAGUGGGGAAGUUCUGAGUCUCCAGUUCUCCAAUGAUGAGACUACAUGUUACAGUAUGGGAUCAGAUUCCAAGUUCCUACAAUGGAGUGUUCACAAGCCAGGACUGCAGCAACAGGAAUUGCCAAUCCAUCCUGGAGCCUCACUUCCAUUUCUUGCAAGUGGACUUUGGGGAGGAAAAGAGAUACCUAAGGGGAGACUAUUCUCGUUUGAUGGAGAGGGCCAGUAUGUCUUAACCUGUGACAAAAACAAAGGCUUAAUAUACAAGGUCAAUGGUGGGCUGUCCAAAACAUUGGACUUGAGUGGACACAAGUCAAACUUGACCACUGUGGAUUGGUCACCUGGUAUAGACACGAAGGUUUGUCUCACUGGAGCUAUGGAUGGAAAAGUCAAUAUAUACACUCUACUGUCACACUGAAAGGAUUCUAAUGGACAGUGUUAAAAACAUUCUCUUGCCUCGAAACAUCAGUGUGAUUAGACAUUGUGCAAUGAGGGCAAAGGUCAUCACAAAAUGUCAACAUCAUUGGGAUUCUUGUCAAUGUUGCAAAUACAUUUAGUCAAGUGUUAAGGUCAUUUUUGAAAAGACUGUUCCAUAUCAUUUAUAUCAUAUUGGAAGACUUAAUACCUUUAUUUCGCCCUGUGAUCUUUUACUACAAAAUAUUCUGAAUACUUGCCAUAUGAAACAUAUCGUAAUCUACAAAACACAGUUGACCAUAUUGUGUAAACCACUUAAGCAAAUUAUAUUAUAUAAGACACAACACUGUACUGUGGUAAAAAAAGUUUUUUUUAAUUAUUUGCUUAUAUAGAAUGAUGUUUGCUACAUAAAGUGUUGUAUUUUGAAUUCACACACUACUUGUGUAAAGAUAUCUAGUUCUGUAAAUGUUGAGUUUGUACUGUUGAGAUUAAGGGGAUAUUUGAAACUUCUUGACUGAAAAUUUUUCUCGUCAAAAUUGAAGCAUAGAUUUGUGUUAAUACAAGAAAAUUCUGGUAAAAAAGCCAUAAAAAUUGUUCUGACUUUGACACUACAUAUAUUAGAUAAUAAUGAUGUUAGUGUUAGCAGUGUUUUGUUGAUCUGACAUAUCAGAGAAGACAGAAAAAAUCAGAACUGAUAUUGAUUUUUGAUCUCUUGGGUAUAAGUGUAUUGACACCUAGAUUUGUGUAUUGGAUUUUAUUGUGUACUGAAUGAACUGAGACGACUAAUGCAUCCUUGGAUGAAUAUACAUAAAAUAUUUGGAAUUAAUUAAGUUUAAUAUUGUGAGAUAUUAGCAUAAAUGGAUGUACUUUAUAUGGACAAUUUUCGUAUGUAAAACUGGUACAUUAAACAUGUGUUCUACUUAUGCAAUAGCUUUUGUGCAAUAGGUCUGAAGGCCAUCUGAAAUUUAAGAUGAAUUUAUGGAGGUGAAUGGAGUGAUAUUAAACAAGAAAUAUGAGUUCUUUUACCUGUGAAUGGAUUACAUACCAAGUAGUUUGCAAAUUUUCACAUCAGUAUGGACAACAGUUUUCUACUUUUGUUUGUGUUAUUUUGAAUCUUUCGCUAUCUCAAGAACACUUGCAAAUACAGCUUUAGUGGGAUGGACAGCUGCCGAGUGUUAAGUAAUGGAAGUAACUGAAGGUGCAGAUUUCUGUAAAAAUACUUUAAGGAAAGCAUGGAGAUCAACAAAAAGUAUCUAUUGUUGAAUGGCAUACUGCUAUUUGAUGUGAAAAUUGCAGAAGAUCUUGUAAAAUAUUGAUAACCAAAGCACUGUUUCCACUAGAUUUAACAAAAAUAUUCUGUUAGGCUUCGCUUAUCUGAUCACUUUCCUUGUCACUCUUUGUUAUUAAUGUAUUUGUUAUGUUUGCCUAUUUGUGUUAAUUUUAUAUUUAUAUUGUCACAUUCCAAAUUUUGUGUUUUUUAAAUUGAAUUCUUGUAUUUCUGUGA
Ylistrum balloti is the source of this 3963-nucleotide messenger RNA. RefSeq names its product WD repeat-containing protein 91-like. Gene Ontology annotation, biological process: early endosome to late endosome transport. Gene Ontology annotation, molecular function: phosphatidylinositol 3-kinase regulator activity; protein binding. Gene Ontology annotation, cellular component: extrinsic component of endosome membrane; late endosome membrane; early endosome membrane. Lineage: Eukaryota; Metazoa; Mollusca; Bivalvia; Pectinida; Pectinidae. The coding region runs from base 1 to 2463 and encodes 820 amino acids. The transcript is spliced from 16 exons. The record is from RefSeq and is a predicted model, not a curated record.